CCUCGUGACAAGUGACUCGCAAUGGCGGAAAGGUUGCAUCAGGGCGACUAUUCGAUCAACGACCCGUCUAUGUCGGUGUCUUUGUCUCCUGCGCCAGGCCUCAACUUGUCGCCCUACGCUAUCAACGUCGAUCCGUCGUUGUGGAGUCAAGAGGACGAGUUCGUGUUCGCCACCGACUCGCAGAAGACUCGCUCGUGGGGAGAAAAGAUGUUUUACCGAACUGGAGUGUCGUAUCUCGCUGGUAUGUCUACAGGCGGUGCCGUGGGACUUUACGAGGGCCUCAUGUAUCCAAAUGGAAGAACUCUAAAGUUGCGUUGGAACAGUGUGUUGAACUCGUGUACCAGAAGGGGACCCCUUUUGGCUAACAACUUGGGAGUGUUGGCUGUGCUAUAUAGUUGUAUUGAUACCGUGGCUAUCAAGUUGCGUGGUGGACAGGACGAUAUUUUCAAUUCUGUUGGCAGUGCUGUAUUGACUGGUGCUCUGUACAGGUCGACUUCUGGCUUGAGGAAAAUUGCAAUAGCUGGGGCAGCGGGUGGUUGUAUUGCGGCUUCGUAUUUCUUUGGAAUGUACUUCUUGGGGAGUCGCCACUCCUUGUUUCCAACUAGACAGUAUACCUAGCUCUAAUAGAGAAUUCUAUACAUAUGUGCAGUCAUGUUUGCUAUGUUUGGAAUUACGGUACAGUAGGUAUAUGGUAUUCUGUAAUUACAGAAAUCUCAUCAUUAUCAACCAGUCAAUCAAUCAUAAGAAUCAGAUAUGACGGUUUCUGGUGUUUCAAGGCAGAAUCAAAAUACUGUAUUAGUGAUAUUAAUUAAUCUGAGUAUUGCAUACACAAAUUUAA
Messenger RNA from Corticium candelabrum, 838 nucleotides. RefSeq lists its product as uncharacterized. Gene Ontology annotation, biological process: protein import into mitochondrial matrix. Gene Ontology annotation, molecular function: transmembrane protein transporter activity. Gene Ontology annotation, cellular component: TIM23 mitochondrial import inner membrane translocase complex; mitochondrial inner membrane. Bases 22 to 618 code for a protein of 198 amino acids. Lineage: Eukaryota; Metazoa; Porifera; Homoscleromorpha; Homosclerophorida; Plakinidae. The transcript has a single exon. The record is from RefSeq and is a predicted model, not a curated record.